Messenger RNA from Eruca vesicaria subsp. sativa (arugula), 750 nucleotides. NCBI's taxonomy places the organism in Eukaryota, Viridiplantae, Streptophyta, Magnoliopsida, Brassicales, Brassicaceae. The record is from the annotation of a GenBank genome assembly.
AUGGCCGGUGGUGGUGGAUCUUCGAAAUCAACGGCUCCCAAGGCGAGGAAGAGAGUUGAAGCUGAAACCAAAACCGAAACCACUAACAACAACAUCAAUACGUUACUUCGCGCUAAAGAUGGCAGCGCCUUUGCUCGUUGUGAGGGAUGCAAUAAGAAUGUAGCGGUUGCGCUUAUUAGUAUGCAUAAUUGUAGCCUCGACGCUAAAAUUCGAGUCAAUCUCGAAGCUCAAGUUGUUGAGACACAAACCGAGGCUAAGAAGAAACCUGUUGAGAGGAAGAAGUCAACAUCUGAUGAACCUAAGCCAAAGAGACUCAGGAAGGCCAAGGAUGAGAACAAGAAGAAGAGCUCUUCCUUAAACAAACCCAAGCGACCUCUCACUGCCUUCUUCAUUUUCAUGGCUGAUUUCCGCAAGACUUUCAAAGAAGAGAAUCCUGACGCUGGCGUUAAGGAUGUUGCAAAGCAAGGUGGUGAAAAGUGGAAGUCUCUGGAUGAGGAAGAGAAGAAAGUUUAUUUGGAUAAAGCUGCUGAGCUAAAGGCUGAAUAUAACAAGUCAUUGGAGAACAGCAACGAUGCUGAUGAGGAAGAAGUGGAUGAGGAGAAGGAAGCUGAUGAUGUUGAUGAUGGUGAGGAGAAAAAAGAUGAUGAUGCUGAGGAGAAGGAAGCUGAUGAAGAGGCUGAUGAGAAUGAAGCUGAGAAGAAAGAUGGUGAAGGUAAAGAAGAGGAAGAUGAGAUUCUGGAUGACUACUAG